Messenger RNA from Mizuhopecten yessoensis (Yesso scallop), 2249 nucleotides. RefSeq names its product protein disulfide isomerase-like 2-1. The coding region runs from base 256 to 1500 and encodes 414 amino acids. The transcript is spliced from 11 exons. Gene Ontology annotation, biological process: protein folding. Lineage: Eukaryota; Metazoa; Mollusca; Bivalvia; Pectinida; Pectinidae. Gene Ontology annotation, cellular component: endoplasmic reticulum. Gene Ontology annotation, molecular function: protein disulfide isomerase activity. The record is from RefSeq and is a predicted model, not a curated record.
GCCAACACGUGUCCGCCACCGAUCAAUUGACAAUACUAUCGUAGCUUAAAAUCCCGUAUACUACUGUUGAAUAUUAAACUGGGAAAUAUCAAACGGCAUUUAUGUGUGGCUGGUAAAAUUUUGAGAAAAUAAUAUCUGGAAGGACCUGUGAAAAAAGGAGAGAUUUAUGUUACAUUGACUGUUAAAAACACGUGCCAAAGGAUUUUCUUUUCUGUGGUACAAAAAGUUGUUUAACUCAAUCUGUACAAGGAAGAGAUGAAACCGGUAAAGAUAGCAUCGACCUGUGGCCUUCUCGUGUGUUUCCUUAGCAUUGUCUCAGGACACGUUCUCAAUAUUACGGAGAAAAAUAUAAACUCGUUACUGGAUAAACAGAAGUUUUUACUUGUGUUAGUGACAAAAUCAAAAUGUACGCCAUGUAACCUAAUCUUCCCAAAGUUUUGGGCUGCCUCCCAAGCGUACGAUCAGGAUGUGAUAUUUGGGCGCAUGAAGAGUAAGGCACUGGCCAAAAAAUACGAUGUUCAGGUUUUCCCUACACUCGGAUACUUUGAGCCGGGGAAAAAGCAAUUUACAAAGUUUGAAGGCGAUAUUACCGUAGAUACCAUUGUGGAACUAAUAGCAAAUAAGUUAGGCUCAGAUUUUGCUUACGUCAUGAAGCAGUAUUCGACACGACUGGACUCGUACAACUUUCACGGGAUUGUCUCUUCCUGGGGUUUGAAGGCCAUGGUUCUACUAUAUAACAGUAACGACGCAAACUAUGAGAAGUUCCAGGAAUUUGCGCGAAUCUUUAAGAAUGACGAGGAGGUGACGUUUCUCCACCUAGACGCGCGAGCAGAACCUGAGCUCCGAAAAGAGUUUGUGACGUUGGCCUUCCCAACGUUGUACUGGAUUGAAAAUGAUGAAAAUCCAACUAAGAAGCGAUACGGGGGCACGAUGAAUACACUUGAGUUCAUGGGGUUCAUAGAGGAUCGCGCAGGCGUGUUCCGGGCCAAAGAUGGCUCACUUCCGUCAAAGGCAGGACGUAUUGCUGACUUCGACACCCUCAUCGAGGACAACAUAGAAACUAUAAGGAACGCGAAACGAAUGAGUGAACUGCUAAUUGAAGCAAAAGAUAUCGCCAAGAACUAUGAGAAAAACGAAUUUGCUGAUUAUUACAUUUACCUGUUGGAGUUAGUAGAUCACCACGGGAGAUUGGACCCGAUACAGGAUGAAAGGAUGACUGUUCUAAAGGGACUCGCUACAGCCGACGAGGUAACCUCGCCAAAGACGGUGGAGUACCUAACCAAAAGGAAGAACAUUCUGUCUCAGCUGGUGGACGAGCUUGGUAAGGCGACAUUCCAGAAAAACAAAUAUCAGUCCGAAUUUGUCAAUGUCGAGGACCUCAAACCCAAAAAGGACUACGUGAGAAAGAUGGCGCCAGUUAUCGGCAUCGAUGACGAGGAUGACGAGGAUAAAGAUGUUGUAGUGGAGAAACCAAAGAUUCAUCGUCACGAGGAGUUGUGAUGUCACGAAGAGUUGUGACGUCAUAUUGAUGUGGACUAGUAGAUCUAUAUCAUUUUCAAAUUGCAUUAAUUGAGUGCAUUGUAGAAUUGAAUGUAGAGCGUAAAUGAAGUGAAAGAGGAAGCUUUCUCUCGCCUAUCACAAGAUUUGAGAAAGACAGUUUAGAAUAUCACCCCUUGAGGUGGGAAUUCUCUGUCAAACCAUCACGGCAAGGGAAGAUUCGAUUUUUCAAGAAACUCUUAAACUGUCUACUUAAACAUUAAAAUGAUCAUUGUACGACUUUAAUAUCAAACAUUCCAUAAUAAAUCAUUUGAAAUCACUAACUUUUUCUCUGGUAAAUUCUUUUCUCUCGUUCACGUGUGUUCAAGAUUAGAUUAUCCGGGUUAAGAAGGAAAGCAGGCUCUUGGAGCAAUCGGGAACCGUCAGCACUUUCCGUUUACGGAAAGUACCGACGGUUCCCGAUUGGCUCUUGUCGGUGAAAGAAGAAUCUAUCUUUAUAGCAUUUCCGGCGGCGUAGUCGCAAGUGUGAUGCCACAAAGGCAACAUUACAUGACGUGAUGAUUUGUAAUGAAACGACGCCAUGACAAACAGGGAAGCUGGGAAGAUUUUUACUAUAUCUUGGUAUGUUAAAGUUUUCUUGAUUUAUAAAGGUUUGAAUAUGAAAGAAAAAUACUACUGAAUGGUAUAGUAAGAUUUACCAGUGAUGUAAUAAAUAUGGUGCAGGGGUUGGAACCCCUGUUACAUUUUAAUGA